GCGCACGAUAUGUUUUCAAGGCUCUCUCACUUUCACUGGUUGCUCAGGUUUCUUAUAUUGGGCCUGCAUUGGAUUUCACUUAAGCCUGUUUACAAUCGUUCACCUCUCACAUUGACCAAGCCAUCCUCCCCUACAUAAAUGGCUCUACAGUUGGGUUUCUUUCAUCCUUCCCUUCAAUCGUCUCCAAAGAUCACAUACCAUAUCCAGCGCCGCGCAAAUACCAACCAUCUCUCCAUUCGACAUGUGCCUAUACAACACCUUCCCAUGCGUCUCUCACGACGCUGAGGCGCUCCAUCGAACACUAUUCGAGGAGAACAAUGCCGGUGCUGCCUUUCAAGUUUUUCGAUGCAAGUGGUACUACUGUGCCAACCUGAACCUCAAGGCAGGUUCGAAGCUCUUAUGUGAUCAUCCAGCACGGGAUCAAGAAGUUGCAGAUCCAAGAGCACUCACAGAUAUACAAAGCUGUGUUGGAGAACGAGGUCAUCGACCACGGCUGCAAGAAUUGUUGGGUCAUGCGGUUUGGGCGGAGACACUCGGCGACGAAGAGGAAGAGGCACCGUCUAUGAAUCCAUCGUCAGCGACAAACGAGGACGAACAAGACUUGAUGAUCCAAGAGAAAGGAAAGAGAAAGAGAGGCUGCUCCGAGAUCUCCAUUCCGCCGCCCCACUGGGCAAACAAGUCGAGGAAGGUCUGCAAGAGUGACGUGGCGUCGUCUUCAGGUUUGGUGGAGACGGAUUCAGAACCGGAGGAGGACCGAGAGGAUGUCGAGAGUGAAUUAGACCAGGAAGAGAUGGACUUGAGACGAGCGUGUCAAGAAAGCAUGGAGCUGUUUGAGCGUGAGCACAAGGGAAAGGGAAAAGAGAAGGAGGGGCCAGCACAAUCGUCGUCCGCGGUGGAUGUUGACGAGGUCGAAGACGCAGAACUCGAAUGGGCCCUUCGAGCGAGUAUCGAGGAGCAAGAGGCCACCAAGAAGUCGCGCCGGUCAGCCGUGGACAAGUACAUGACAUUCGGAUCCGGAGGGGAAAGUUCGAAGAGCGUCAUGGUCCGCGAACAGAAUGUCACCCCGCCGAAUUCACAAAAGAGCGUCGAUGCCACCGUGGCUGAACGCGCCGGAUCGGCACCCAAGGGGUACGAAUACGACAUUGUGACAUUGCUCAAGGAAAAGGCGGAGUGGCAGUUGGAAAAGUCGGCGUUGGUGACCGAGAAUGCAAAGGUGCUUCGGACCAACGUUGCUCACGUGGAGCGAGAAAGGGAAUUGAUGCGACGCGUCAGGGACUUGGAAGAAUUGUGUUUUCCUACUCAAGACGAAGAUGCAAAUGUGGCGGAAAAUGAGGAGAAUGCCGAAUAG
Exophiala oligosperma is the source of this 1348-nucleotide messenger RNA. RefSeq lists its product as uncharacterized. Bases 242 to 1348 code for a protein of 368 amino acids. Lineage: Eukaryota; Fungi; Ascomycota; Eurotiomycetes; Chaetothyriales; Herpotrichiellaceae. The record is from RefSeq and is a predicted model, not a curated record. The transcript has 2 exons.